This is a messenger RNA of Sitophilus oryzae (rice weevil), 1325 nucleotides long. It is a transcript of the gene wmd, whose product is annotated as serine-threonine kinase receptor-associated protein. Lineage: Eukaryota; Metazoa; Arthropoda; Insecta; Coleoptera; Curculionidae. Gene Ontology annotation, cellular component: SMN complex. Gene Ontology annotation, biological process: spliceosomal snRNP assembly. Gene Ontology annotation, molecular function: RNA binding; protein binding. The transcript is spliced from 6 exons. The record is from RefSeq and is a predicted model, not a curated record. The coding region runs from base 112 to 1089 and encodes 325 amino acids.
ACACAUGACAAAUGACAAAAAGUCAGUUUAACAGUUUAAUUCGAUCUCCUGUGUGUGGUGUAGUAUUGGUAAAUUUAGUUAAACGGACUAACUUAUUUGAGUAAGAACAGAAUGGCAAAUUUAAGGCAAACACCGUUAACAUGUAGCGGACAUACUCGACCAGUAGUUCAUCUGGAUUUUUCUGAUAUUACGGAAAGCAGCUACUUUCUAAUUUCAGCCUGCAAAGAUGGAAAACCAAUGCUUAGGCAAGGCGAUACAGGAGAUUGGAUUGGAACUUUUGAAGGACAUAAAGGGGCUGUUUGGGGUGUGGCUUUAAAUGCUGAAGCCACCAAAGCAGCUAGUGGUGCUGCAGAUUUUACUGGAAAGGUUUGGGAUGCUAUAUCAGGGGAAGAACUUCACUCUUUUCAACACAAUCAUAUUGUAAAAAGUGUAGACUUUUCAAGAGAUUCGGCCCUUCUAGUAACAGGAAGCAAUGAAAAACUGAUCAGAAUUUUCGAUCUUAAUAAACCAGAAGCAACUCCAGAUGUAUUUUCUGGUCACACUGCAAGUAUCCGUCAUGUUCAAUUUUUUCGAAAUGAUACCCACUUAAUAUCGUGUGCAGAUGAUAAGACUUUAAGAGUUUGGGAUAGAUCUACCCAACAGGAAGUUCAAAAACUCUCUUUUCCACAUAAUCCAAAUAGCUUAGAAGUUUCAAAAGAUGGCACUGUAUUAACUGUAGCGUAUUCAAAUAAAGUUACAUUUUUUGAUGCAGAGAAUUUGAACAAGAUAAGAGAAUACACUAUCCCUUCACCAGUAAAUUCAGCAUCUUUACAUCCUGACAAAAGCAUUUUUGUUGCUGCGGGUGAUGAUUUAAAAGUAUAUAAAUAUGAUUAUCAAAGUGGCAAUGAGAUUGAAUCAUUCAAAGGACAUUUUGGACCAGUACACUGUAUUAAAUUCUCUCCAGAUGGUGAACUCUAUGCUUCAGGCUCAGAAGAUGGUACAUUACGAUUAUGGCAAACAACAGUGGGAAAAACGUAUGGUCUUUGGAAAUGUGUUGAAGGUGCUACAAUUAAUGAUAUGUCCACACCAAAAGAAGUUCAAGCAAAUUAAAAUAAUAAAUUUAAAAUUACAAUACGUUCUGUUAAUUCCUACGUCCUUUUAAUAUUGUAUUAUUUAGGUCUAUUCUUUGCAUAUUGCAAAUUCAUCUCUGAAAGUCAGUAUCAGUUUAACAGAACAUGGGGGGUUCUUAUUAGUUCCAAAAUCUGAAAAUUUAAGUAGUGUUUUCAUGAUAUAAUGAAUAAUAGACUUGAAAACUUCAGAUACUGUGAUUUAAAUAAAUAUUUUGU